Eimeria mitis is the source of this 663-nucleotide messenger RNA. RefSeq lists its product as uncharacterized. NCBI's taxonomy places the organism in Eukaryota, Apicomplexa, Conoidasida, Eucoccidiorida, Eimeriidae. The record is from RefSeq and is a predicted model, not a curated record.
AUGGCACUGGGGUUAGGACAUGCGCGCCAGAUGGCCAUAGGGUACGAGGACGGCAAGAACAUGAGGAACUUUCUCGAUCUUGUGGAGAUAGAUUUCGUUGAACGGGGGCUGGAAGCUCGGCAGUGGGGAGAAGAACUAAAACGAUAUCUGACGGGCGACGCCUUGGAUUACUGGUUGUACUUGCGUGAUACGGGAGUAUCACUGACUGAUUGGGAACAUCUGAGACAGCAAUUAUGUGCCCGAUUCUGUACCAUAACAAAGGAAAGGAUGAAAUUGAUGAUAGCAGAGAAUGUGUGGCGAGGUGAUCACAACGCAUACUCUGCUCGUUUUGCGGCCAUCGUGGUCCAAGGGGUAUCGAUAGCACCAGACCUGUUGCUGGGUUACUAUUUGGCCAACCUACCGCUUGAAAUAUACCGAGAGAUAACUCGAGGUGGAACGAGGAAAUUUGCGGACUGGCAGGAAGCAGCCGCAGCCCUGGCUACUACGGAGGCACCAUGGAGGGAUUCAUUGGAAGAGCGCCGCCGAUUCCAGAGGGACUUAGAGGACGCCAAGUGUAGAUGGGCUCACGGUGGACGAGAGCCGGGUCUACAGCGAGCAAGGGAAACAGAUGGAAUGACACUACGGAAUCACGCUGUUACGAGUGCAGAGGAAGGGGGCAUAUGA